This is a messenger RNA of Penicillium cataractarum, 525 nucleotides long. Its product is annotated as glycoside hydrolase family 11 protein. The transcript has 2 exons. The record is from RefSeq and is a predicted model, not a curated record. Gene Ontology annotation, molecular function: hydrolase activity, hydrolyzing O-glycosyl compounds. The coding region runs from base 1 to 525 and encodes 174 amino acids. NCBI's taxonomy places the organism in Eukaryota, Fungi, Ascomycota, Eurotiomycetes, Eurotiales, Aspergillaceae. Gene Ontology annotation, biological process: xylan catabolic process.
AUGCCUAUCCUGUCCUCCAUUCUUCUUUUGGGCUCUGCCAUAGUCGGCUCCUACGCAGCCCCAGCUGAGGACCUUCCUCUGGCCAAAAAGUCUGUCGCUGAGCGAUCCGUCCCGCCAGGCGGUGGUGAUAACAAUGGUUAUUACUAUUCCUACUGGACCGCAGGCCAGGGUACCAUUGACUACGAGAACUACGAUGUCGGUGGAUACUCUAUCGAUUGGUCCGAUGUUGCAGACUUCACUGCUGGAAAGGGAUGGAUGCCCGGUAGCGACAGAACUAUCAACUACUCGGGCAGCUUCACCCCAACUGCCGGAAAUGCUCUUCUGAGUGUCUAUGGCUGGACGGUCAAUCCCCUGAUCGAAUACUACAUCACCGACUCCUACGCUACCGACCCUAGCACAGAUGCAAGUGCUGGGUUCACUUACAUGGGCUCGGUUGACUCUGAUGGCGGCACCUACAAUAUCUACACUGCGCCUCGUGAGAAUGCAGGUUCCAUCAUUGGCACUGCGAACUUCACUCAAUACUAG